Messenger RNA from Hevea brasiliensis (rubber tree), 2535 nucleotides. RefSeq lists its product as uncharacterized. Bases 1 to 2535 code for a protein of 844 amino acids. The transcript is spliced from 7 exons. The record is from RefSeq and is a predicted model, not a curated record. NCBI's taxonomy places the organism in Eukaryota, Viridiplantae, Streptophyta, Magnoliopsida, Malpighiales, Euphorbiaceae.
AUGCGGACUGCAUUGCGGGCCAAAAAGAAAUAUGGUUUUAUUGAUGGAUCUGUAAAGCAACUAGCAGAUGACUCACUGGAACUUGAAGAUUGGUGGACGGUUAACUCUAUGCUGGUUUCUUGGGUGUUUAACACCAUUGAACCAACGCUUCGCUCGACCAUCUCUCACAUGGAGAACAUAAAGGACAUGUGGGAGGAUAUUAAACAGAGGUUCUCAAUUGGGAAUGGUCCACGAAUAUGCAAUCUUACCAUUGAAUUGGAAAGAAAGCGUGAAGAAGAGAGAGUUUAUCAGUUUUUGAUGGGCUUGGAUGAAGAAGGAUACAGAACAGUGCGCUCUAAUAUUUUGAGCACUGAACCCUUGCCCAAUUUGAAUCGUGCCUAUGCUAUGGUUGUUCAGCAAGAAGAGCGUAACUAUGACACGAACCAAGGAAGAAAGAGGCAAUCCUAUGAGUUUUGCAAUUCAAGCAGUAAUAGACCACGUGGAACUUCUGCUGGACGAGGAGGUGGUCAAAAGCGUGGCAAUGGAGCAGGACAUAGCAAGGGAGGAGUUGCUCGUGCCAACGCCACAAAAGCAACUGGAGUUGAUGGUAGGCAUGGAAUUGUGACAAAUUCAGAUCGAAAGGGUCUUAGUAGAUUAAAUGAAGAGCAGUGGGCUGCUUUGCUGGGCAUGUUGAAUUCUUGUCAGAAUGGUGGCAAUGAGAGGUUGACAGGAACGUUGGCAUUUUUGAGUGAAUUGCGUGACAUUGUCCCAUGCUCAGUCGGGUUACCUAAUGGAGAAAAGACCUUGGCGGUGAAAGAAGGAACGGUGUUGCAUGGAGGAGACUUGAAAUUGCAACGAGUCCUUUAUGUGCCAAAUUUGAAUUGCAAUCUGAUCUCUGUAUCACAACUGCUUAAUGAUUCAAAUUUGGUUAUUCAACUCACUAACAAAAUUUGUGCUAUGCAGGACCUAAAUUCGAGGAACCUAAUUGGAGCGGAAUUUCCAUAUGCAAAUGAGAAAACAAUGGGUGAUGAACUCAUUAAAAAUGGAGUUGAGGAGUUGGGUGAUGAAGUUGAUGGUUUAGAGAACAACUUGGGAAAGGAGCACGAUGAAAGUGUCAGUAGAGAAAAUGAGGUGAAUCCUGAAAUGGAAGAAUUGAUCCAUGAAAACAGUGAGGGAGUGGAUAGAGGUGAAGUUGUUGAAGAGCAACUAGGUAGGGGACAAAGGGCCAAGCAACCUAGUGUUCGUUUGAAGGAUUAUGUGACAAACGCCAUUAAAACAAGCCCCUCGGUAUGCUCACCUUCCCAAUCUGAUUCCUUAGGUACGCCUUACUCUAUAGCAGAUUAUGUGGGUUAUGAUAAAUUCUCUGCACAACACCGAUGUUUUUUAGCUGCCAUUACUACAGGACAUGAACCAGGCUCUUAUGCAGAAGCAGUUACGGAUGAACGUGUUGAACAAUACAAGGCGCGGUUAGUGAUAUUGGGAAAUAAUAAAGUUGAAGGCAUAGAUUAUCAGGAGACUUUUGCUCCUACAACAAAAAUGGUUACUGUGCGCACCUUUCUUGUCGUUGCAGCUACAAAGAAUUGGGAACUCCAUCAGAUGGAUGUCCAAAAUGCUUUCUUACACGGUGAUUUGGAGGAAGAGGUUUACAUGAAGAUACCGCCUGGAUUUGCUUCUCAAUCACCAAGGAAGGUUUGUAAAUUCCGAAAAUCUCUAUACAGUUUGCGGCAAGCACCUAGAUGUUGGUUUGCGAAAUUGACUGCAUCUCUGAAAGCUUAUGAAUUUGAGCAAUCAUAUUCAGAUUACUCUUUGUUCACUUUUCGAGCUGGGACUGUUCAAUUGAAUGUGCUUAUUUAUGUGGAUGACCUUAUUAUCUCUAGCAAUGAUGUUUCCGCUGUACAAAAAUUCAAGAACUAUUUAAGUCGUUGCUUUCAUAUGAAAGACUUGGGGAAGCUGAAAUUUUUCUUAGGGAUUGAAGUAGCCAGAAACUCGAAUGGUAUUUUCUUGUGUCAACGUAAGUAUGCAUUGGAUGUAAUUUCAGAAGUUGGAUUACUGGGUUACAAGCUGGCUAAAACUCCUCUUGAACAAAAUCACAAGCUAGCCCUUACCGAGAGUGAUGAUGUGGAUGACCCUGCUCAGUAUAGGGGUCUGGUGGGACGGCUUAUUUAUCUAACAAUAACUCGGCUCGAGUUGUCUUAUUGUGUGCAUAUUCUUGCUCAGUUCAUGCAACAACCGAAGAAAGCUCAUUGGGAGGCAGCUGCUAGAUUAAAAGGAUUAUUGAAUUCUCUUGGUGUGGCGCAUACUGAACCUAUGAAUUUGUAUUGUGAUAGUCAGGCAGCUUUGCAUAUAGCUGCUAAUCCUGUCUAUCAUGAACGUUACAAGCAUAUUGAAGUGGACUAUCAUUUUAUCCGUGAUGAGAUAUUGAAUGGUAACAUUCGAACAGAUUAUGUACGUAGUUCAAUGCAACCUGUGGAUAUCUUCAUAAAGGCGUUGGGAAAGAAUCAGUUUGACUUUCUUCUUCGCAAAUUGGGCAUUCGAGAUCUCCAUGCUCCAACUUGA